AGAGCGGCACAAGGGACUUUCCAGCAAGCGUUCUUCUCAUUUUACAUGGCUUAACUUAAAGAUGUUAUGAAUCUCUAUAACCGUGUAGGGAAAAGCCAUAUUACUUCUAUCUAAGCUAUUAUUUAUUAUUUAAUGGUGUUUGUCAGCUAAUAUACGUAAAUCCUCAGGAGAGUGUCAGCUACGCGUGUUAAACAGUGCAUACGGGAUCGGAAUGUUCCUUCCUCCUCUUCUUGCCUCGCAGUCGCCCCUCCACUCCAGUUGAAUGUUUGUGGCGGCAGUGACGGCCCCUCUCCCGCCUCUUGGGUUCAGGUUCGGGAUGGAGGCGGAGAAAGUUACAGAGUUCAUCUCACACACACAAGCUGACCCGGUCCUCGCUCGACAAAUACUGCAGAACGAGAACUGGGAUGUGAAGGCCGCUGUACAGCUGUUUUCGGUGCUAAGAGGGGCCAGUCCCUUUCAUCACUCAGGGCUGACACGAUCUGCCCCCCCAAAUUUCAACUCUUCAGUUAAGCCACCAGUAGCCCCUAAACCUGUGUUUGACCAUAAGUCUAACUCUGACAGCAGACAUCUUUCUGAUGGAAGAUCGUCCUGCGGUUCCAAGUUGGCGCCUCUCCCACCUCCGAGAGCGAGAAAAGUCGGAGCCCUGCCCAAGUUGCUUCACGAGGGACAGUCCGUGAUGCCGUCGGUGUUGACGCACGUUCUGCCUCCCGUGGGCCCGGACGUCCUCCCCGUGGCGGGCUUCCUGGUUGAGCCGUACGGCCAGAAGAGUAUCAGCAGUGCGCGGAUCACCAGCUUACCGCCCAUACAAAAAUGCUGCAGCGUGAACCAUUCUCAUAAUGUUUGUCAAGGAUUAGAUUUCUGUUCUCCUUGUUCAUCCCCGGUGGCCACUUCUCUCGUGCCUAGUAUAAAUAAAUGUCCGUCAAAACCUCAGAGUGGAAGUGCAAAGAACGCCCUUCUCAUAGAAAAGGUUCGUGGUACGUCGGCAAGCUUCUUGGAGAGCCAGAGGAACUCGGUACGCGACGGCAACACCAGGGCUUCCUCCACGCCGCAUAACUCCACUAACUCUUUGCAAGUAACUGUUAAUAGUAGCUGUAUAUUAAGUGUCAAUAAUCCCAAUAAUAAUACCAAUAAAAACAAUAAUAUAUAUUUAGAUGACUAUUCAUCAUCAUCUGUGAACGACUCAGGAACCCUCUCCACCGCAACAAGCCAGACAACGAACUCUGUUUACAAUGCUUCACCCCAUUCAUCACCUUCAACAACCACUAUGCAGGCCGCUUCCAAAGACUCGUCGCCAUACUCAUCAAUAGCUGUGCCUUCUGCCGCCACUGGUCCGUCGAGCGUGAUCAUUUCCUCGACAGCUAAUAGCUUCGACACGUACGCCGUGAAAGACUCCAAGUUAGUGCGAAUUAUAACUGUGGAUUCCCCGAAGGACUACCUGUGCCCUCCCGGUCUCAACGAGCUAAGCGACCGGGAGAGUAACUGUAUCUGUGACUGUCAGGAAUCUCGUCUGCCAGAGAAAAGCAUCAGUAGUAGUAAUAAAGAAUACCGGUUCCCCGAUGGUGUUAAGAAACAUAUCAAAGGGGAGAAGAAAUACAACGGGGGAGACGACGAGGUAGAUAGAAUGGUGCGGCCAGGAGGGGUGUCCAGUCUGGUCUGCUCGGGGACGUCUUCACUCUCUGCCCCCUGCUCGCCCGCCAAGCCGUUGCUGCGGAAAACUGAAGCUGUCGACCUGGAAGAAUAUGAUUAUUACAAAAAAUUGAGUCGGGGAAUAUCCAAGGCGACCGACAACGUCAACAUAGUAUCCAAAGCUCGGUCGGAGUUUGCGCAAGAGAUCUGGGAAGCAAUAGACUCCAGCCGUACUCCAUUUUUUAUAGAGACUCCCAUUUUCACCUUCACAUUACCAGACCUUAGCAUAUACUCAGAUGAAUUUCGCUUAUUUUUGGAAAGAGAUCUGAUAGAAACAUCAACUUUGGUGUCCCUGGAGGGUGCUGGCCGCCUCAACUGGUGGGCACUCAUCGGAGCAUCCCAGAGACUGUGGCCUCUGGCGACCACUGGUGACGGCAAUUGUCUCCUGCAUGCUGCUUCAUUAGGAAUGUGGGGCUUUCACGACCGCUUGUUGACCCUUCGCAAAGCCCUGCAUGAAUUCUUAACUCGGAGUCAGUUCAGCCGGCCACUGUGGCGACGCUGGCGAUGGCAAGUCACACAACAGAACAGAGAGACAGGUUUAGUUUACAGUGAUGAUGAGUGGGAAACAGAAUGGAGAAACGUUCUUCGUCUGGCCUCGAGCGCCCCGCGAGGCAGCCAAGACAGCAGCGGAGAAGGGUCAUCAUCGGAGGGCAGUCAGAAGAUCAAGAGCCAGACCAGUAGCACAGGUUCCAGGACUGACUCUCCGCCUCCUACCGUGAGCAAGAGAUUAAGUAACGGAUUCCAAACUGGUCAGAGUGAAGACUGUGCAGGGCGCGUGUACGAGAGCUUGGAAGAAAUACACGUGUUGGCGCUGGCUCACGUUCUGCGGCGGCCCAUCAUUGUUGUGGCGGACAUAACUCUUAAGGAUGUGAGUGGAGAACCAUUAGCUCCCAUCCCCUUUGGCGGGGUGUACCUGCCCCUGGAGUGUCCACCCAGGGAGUGUCAACGCUCCCCGCUGCUCCUCACAUACGAUGCUGCUCACUUCUCAGCUCUGGUGGUGAUGGAGACCCAGGCAGACUGUAGUGCCUCUCAGCUCCCAGCUGUGAUUCCUCUGACUGACUGUUGCCACGAGCUGCUACCCAUCCAGUUUGUGAUUGACCCCGGAGAGGACUUUGUGUGGGGAAGAGACGACCAGAACCCAGCCAUGGUACAGAAGCUAACCAUCACCAACCAUGAUCAGAUUGGUCUCCUGAAUGAAUACCUGGAUGUCACCCAGGUUCCCAUUCCACCGGGCUAUCUAGAAGCUUGCCAGGCAGUGGAUGAGGCCGAGUCGCCAGAGAAUUAUCACCCAGAGAUCGAGAAGAAAUCGUCCGAGUCAAGUUUUGACUCGGAUGAAGGUCCUCCAUACACCGAUGGAACGGUUGGAAUAUUUGCCAGCAAGAGCAAGGCCUCAAAGCAACUACAGACAGUUGCAAAGCAGUUUGGGAGCAUUGGUAAGACCAUGUCAAAGAAAAUUAAAAAGAACUUUGGCAAUUUGUCAAAACUAGGUCGCGCUGGGUCAUUUAAGAAAAAAGACGAGUACGUAAAAACUUGCAGCAUGGCAAAAAACAGCCGCAUGCCAAAGAUUUCUACCCAUCAGAAUUAUAUUCUGGCAGCUAUGAUUCACACUGAAAAACGCCACGCAUACCAGGAGGAGAUGGUGCGCAACUAUCUCAACACUGCACGUCGGAGGUUUGAGAAAGAUACAGAGCUGAGGAGACGACAGGAGGAGGAGAUGAAGCAUUUAGAGCUGCAGCAGCUGCAGCACCAGGCAGAGGUGGAGGGUCCAGUACAGUGUAUUAACCCGGGGUGUAGUCUGUAUGGCACUGCAGUCACGUCUUAUAUGUGUUCUGCGUGUUUCUCCAAACAGAAGGAGCAAGAACGAGAGUACAAGCGCCAAACUUCCGGUAAUCUUAAUUCUCCAAAAGCUCAAGAUUUUAGGGGCGACGGGCCGCAAUACGGAGCGGGGAAGUCAAAGUUUUAUGCAGAGUUGGAUGCUGCCUCAGUGUCGGAUGCCUCUAAGAUUCCUGUUAUUCAACCAUUGUCCUCUAAAAAAGAUGGCACUUUGUUUCUCUCAAACUCCACAUUCUACAGUGACAGUUCAACUAUUCCAAGCUAUAAUAUUGCUAAGUCCCAGUCUACCGUUCCUAACAGUGACCUGACCGUGGGCGUCGGCACUCACUUACCGGGACCGGACUCUCCCUCACAACUGUCAUCCCUGUCGGUGGUGACCACCACGAUGGCCUGCCGGAGCUCCGAGAGCUUCACGCCCGUGGCCAUAGACGAAGUGAACGUGUGCGUCCGGGGAGAAGACAGGUCGGAGAGUCCCUCUCAGCCGUGCCUGACUCGAGACUGCAAGUUCUACGGAAGUUGUUCAACGAGCGGGUAUUGCUCUCGCUGUUACCAAGAAAGUGGCAGCAUCGGCCCCAAAAGUGUGAUGGUACAGCAGAUAAAGUCUGUCCAGCUGUAGAUGUUAGCCAAGUGUUGUCGUGUGCUUCAAGUGAACGUUGAAUAUUUAUGGUUUUGACAGUUUUGGUGUUUAACCCUCUUGAUAGAUUUUGAGAUAUUUUUGAUCUAGUCAUAGUGCCAUAAUGAUGUGAGUUAUUUAGUUACAGAUGGAUUCACUGUUUUUUUUUUUUUUAAGUAAAAGUGAAAAAUGCACUUACCUUAACAUGUGUUGAGGAUAGAUGUGCCUUUGAUAUGUCAAGAUAUGUUUGUCAUUUCCUCCGAUACUGAAUGUAGGAAAACUGGUUAAUAGAAAAUGUCAGGCAGGUUAUUAUGUAGAUAAUAAUUAAAGCAGCGGCUCCUUGAUUAAGUCUGGUGUUUAGUGGACAAGAUGAUCAUUUAGGUUUGGCCUUUUUCUGAGAGUAACAAAAUUCAGUGGCCAUCAUAAUGGUGUGUGAUAUUUCAGUCAAUAAAUUGUAUGUACAGUACAGUAGUUCCUUUUGGGCAAAAUAAAUGUUUGGGAAUUACUGCUGUAGCAGAUAUUUUAAGAAAGUCUUGUUAGCUUUAUUUAUAUGAAUGAUUAAUACAUUAUGAAGGAAAACGAGCAUUAAGAUGUUACGAAGAGAAUCUGAUUUAGGUUUAGCCGUUUUCAAAAUACUGUAUUUGUAUUGAAUAGGUUCAUAUGCAAUAGUAUGUUCAUUCUUCAGUAAACAUUAUACAUAUUAUCUUCUACAGCAAAUGUUAGAAGAACAUGGCAUCAGUUGCAAGAAGAAGCAGCUCUCAGUUUGAACAAAUUGUUAUUGAUGUUUAAUUUAAGCACAGUCUGUGUUGGCUUUGGGGAGUUUCCCCUCUAAAUGAUAUUUUACUUAAAUAAUAAGUCUGACCAGAUCGUUCCAGUAAAGAAUUUUGUUAACAGCCCAUUUGUUUUUUGGAAGACAUAGAAAGAUGCAACCAUAUUCACAAUUUUAAUGAGUCUUAAUCUUCUUGCAACCCAUUUAUACCCAUUCCUCUCUUAAGAAAGCAAGUGCUGUGCUGUGCUGUAUGCUGUGGUUUGCUGGAAAUCCUGUGGAAGUGAGGUAGAUUUAGAUCUGAUAGUUUAGUAGGUCAAGAAGGCUCAUAUAUGUCAUUUAACUCAAGAUACAGCGACUCCUCGGUAAUGUUUGAGGUUCGGCACGAAAAUAUCUUGAACUGUGAUGGUUCAUUAAUCUUCAUCGAAGUUAACUGCUGGUGAGAAAAACAAGUUACUGUAGAUUUCUGACAACCAAAAAUGGGUACAACUCCACAAAAAAAUAACUUUAAAGAAAUAAUAAAUGUGUUUUAAUGUUAAAAACAUUGUAGACUUGGUCAUCUUUCACCAUCGUGAACAUAAACAAAUUCAUUAUUAAAACGUCCUGUGGAGGGUCGGGUAGAUCGACGCUUAAUGCUGUAUUUUAUAACUAAAUUAUGCCUAUAUUUUUAUGGAACUAAAUAAUGCAAUACGGGAGGGAUUAUUGGCUGAAGUCUGUCCCUCUCAGAGCUUAGGGCUGGUGUGUGUAGAACAGUGGGAUGUGACUACUAUUGGUCAAGAUAAUAAUUAAGCUUUGCUUGCUUGAGAAUGUCCAGGUGUGCAGAUUUGUGUGAUGUACGUAUUUGACAAAUUAACAAGUGCACUACUGUCGAGCAUCCCGAGGCGAACAUUUAAUUUCCAAAGUCGUUUAAUAUCGAAGGGAAUGAAUUUAUCACUCCCAAGAAUAUUGAAUGGCAAAGAGCAACACACACAUUAGCAGGGAGUUACUGUAAAUUGAUAUAACAUAUAUGAAAUGUAAUGAUGUAGAGUUAACAGGCACUGUCCAACUCAAGUAGUCACUGCUCAAUGCAACAAUACUCUUACGCAUCUCGCAUAAUAAGAAUGGAGGAUUUUGUGGUUCCAAUUUAAACAAUAGAUUUUUGUGUUGGUAAUAUUGAGGAGCUGAAGGUGUUGCUGUGGAAGUUUAUAGUAUCCAGUUGACCAUUAGUAAAGGUCAUGAGGGAGACCGGGACAGAGAGAGGAAUGGGUUGACACAUUACAGUAAUCUGGUGCACUAUUUCUACCUCCCGUUGAAUGUCAUUUGGGUUCAUACAGUAUAGCUAUAUUUUCUAUUAAAAUUUAUUCUCAGCUGUGGUUUUUUUACAUAUUUGUUUGGAUAUCAAGAAAGUGUAUGAACGUGUUCAUAAUUUCCAUUGUUAGCGAUCGGUGAUGUGGACUCGGUGGCUCGAGCGUAAAAUAUAUAUUUUCUUACUGUAUUGGGCUGCCUCAAAUGAUAUUGUUAUCAUGGCAUACUGUUCAGUAGUGUAGAUGUAAAUUAUUACAGUUGGUAGUGGAACAUGUAAUGGGUCAUUGCAUGUCUUAUAUCUAACUUAUUUUCCUCUCCAUGUAAAUUAUAUCACAAGAUGUAGUGAAUGCCCAAGAAAUCUUUCAUUAAAUAAACAAGUUUGGUGUGUGUGUGUGUGUAUACAGUAUACUGUAUAUACAGGUAUAUAUACUGUAUGUAUACACAUACACAGUAUAUCACUGUAAUGUAUAAAGUGAUUCUUGCUACUUGAAGGUGCAACAGCAGCACAUGUCUAGCCUACAUAACUCAUGUGCCCUGAUGUGGUAGUCAACAGUAUGGAUUUCUGUUCACAUUUUUGCAGAAUGACAUACUUUUAGCAACAGUUUUUUGCACUCAAUGCUGGCUGCCUGACUGUCGCAGCACCGUACUCUGCGGCGGCCAUUUGUGGUAUUUAUAUUUCAUUUGUUAACAGUUGUAUGUAGAUUAGUUUUGAUAUCACAGGUAACUGUAUUUUCCAAUACAGCUUUCUUCCAUUUCAUAAACUUGGUAAAUAUUUUUAAUAGAAGGAGUUUACUGUACAACUCAUUUUUGUACAAAAUAUUUAUUUUCAGCUGUACUGUAUAGCACGGAUUUAUGUCAUGUAAAUAACUACUUACUUUGAACGAGUAGAAUUUGUACAAAUAUCUUUUUGUUAGGGCGAUCAUCCAACAACACGAAUGGUACAUAGUUCAGUUAGGUGCACCGCUUCACUUGUUACUUUGUGUGAAGGCGUUAAAUCUGUCUCGUCCAAUACCGUGGCUCUGUUGAUCCCCAGGAAUAACAACACGACAAGCCGAACGAUAACCGUAACAACUACAACUGCAGUACUUGAGAUUGGCUGUUAAACAAGGCAAGGUAUUAAUUGGAGGAUAUAAUGAGGUUUAUGUGUUUUUUCCUUUUGAUAUUUGAUCACAUGAGCAGUUGUUAGUGUUCUUUGUGCUCCAGACUGUACAGUAGUUGGCAGUUCAUCAGUUGUAAGAAUCAUUUGGCUUGAAUUUGUGCAGUUAUUUGACAGUUACCAUACUCUGUCCUCACCGGCUGCUAUUAUCACGUUUACUGUAUCAAGAAGUAUCGAUAUAUUUUGACACGGUUGUACCAUAAGCUUCUUAUAUUGCUGAGAUUAUCUUGUUAAACAGUAAGGUGCUGACCUUUACCGACCCUAAUGCCAGAAUUCACCAAAUUUUGUUAUGACUUACAGUCCUAGACACGGUAGAAAGGUUGUACUGUACAGUAAGACCUCCAUGUAACAGACUUUCUCUCUCCAUAUACAGUAAUCCAUUAGGUGGAGGUUUCACGUCUAACAGACCCUCGAUAUAAUGGCCUAUCAUCUCCGUAUAGUCCGUUAAAUAGAGGUUUCGCUGUCCAGUACAGUACUGUCGCAACACAGCUGCCAUAGCUGGUGUUCCUGGCAGUGUUUACAAAGAAAACAUUAAACAGCGCUAACAACGAUGAUGACCUGUAAACCCCGGCCGGGCGUCCCUUGACCCCCUUAGGCUUUAAUUUGACACCAAGUUCGUUUCUGCCCAAGAUGUGCUGAGUCAUCAUUAUAUUUCAUAAUCCAUAGCUUUUAUUUAGUCACGUAAAGAGAUCAUUAUUUUUAUACAAGGAAAAUAUUUGAAAUUUAUUAGACAGUAUUUUUUUAUGUAUCCUGAAAGGGUGUUUUAUUUUGUGAUUAUGUGUCCGUAUUUGAUUUGUGACCGUUUACAGUACUCGUAAUAUUGGUUUCUAUACAGUACCAAAGGAACUGUGUGUGUGUGUGCAUGCGUGCAUGCAUGCGUGUGGCUGAUCACAAGCAGGAGGGGAAGAAUCUUAUCUCAACCAGAUCUGUAGAAUUACUUUAGUUGUAAAUAGUAUACAGUAUAUGUUAACCUUUACCUGUAUUGUUUAGUGGGGAAUGGAAGUGAAGUUUACACCAAGUGGAGGUGUUGAGGGAUGGAGAGGGUGAUGAUGACCUAACCUAACCUAACCUCAUUUAUAAGUGGAGUGGAGUUUAAUGGUUGCUUAUAUUUGACACUUUUAAAGUUUCUCUUCUUCAUCCAUUAUACUAAUGAACAUAUAUAUUAUAAGGGCAAAGUAUAUUGAUUAUUAAUAAUCAUCAUCAGUUAUUAUUUAUUAUUAUUAUUGAGCUGUGUUUAGGUCACUUUUCAAUGUCACAACAGGGGGUCAAAACGUCUUGAAUUAUGUAACGCAGAUCAUAUUAUUUUUGCAGACGCUGUACAGUAUAUCCCCAUUUAUCUUCAUAAUUUCAAGCUGUGAAGGUAUGGAAUCAACACGUCAUGUCUCGAGGGUUAUCACUAAUCUCGGGGUAUCGAUCUUAAAUACAUAUGUAUGCUAAUUUAAAGGAACAUACUGAUUGUGUACUGUGUUAAGGGUAAUAUUCACACAGUACUAUGAUGGUGGUUAGGUUAGGUUGUAACUGGGUGUAGUAAUUAACGUCUUAGUUUGUUUGAUUUCAUUAUUCACAUCCUGACAACUGAGUGUUGAUACUCAGGGUCACAGACAGUUGGGCGUGAAGAGUCGGUAUUCUCAAGAUUUAUGUUGAAGACUAAAAAUGCAGAUUACUUGUUUUUUGAAUUUGUAAAGUGAAUUGGUAGUAUGCAAUAAUGAUUACUGGUGUAUGAAACCCUUGCCUAUGUAUAUCAAUGUGUAGGCAGUACAUUCGCCUGUACCUCAGAACCACCCUGAACACUGAGAAUUAGACUUAUAAGUCAGUCUACUGCUUCGGGUUCACGAGUCUGAAUCUCGGGGUUC
Homarus americanus (American lobster) is the source of this 9191-nucleotide messenger RNA. RefSeq lists its product as uncharacterized. Gene Ontology annotation, biological process: protein K63-linked deubiquitination; protein K11-linked deubiquitination; protein deubiquitination involved in ubiquitin-dependent protein catabolic process. The record is from RefSeq and is a predicted model, not a curated record. Gene Ontology annotation, molecular function: K63-linked polyubiquitin modification-dependent protein binding; DNA binding; zinc ion binding. NCBI's taxonomy places the organism in Eukaryota, Metazoa, Arthropoda, Malacostraca, Decapoda, Nephropidae. Gene Ontology annotation, cellular component: nucleus; cytoplasm. The transcript is spliced from 11 exons. The coding region runs from base 263 to 4135 and encodes 1290 amino acids.